Molecule: messenger RNA, 1441 nt
Organism: Brienomyrus brachyistius
Lineage: Eukaryota; Metazoa; Chordata; Actinopteri; Osteoglossiformes; Mormyridae
Gene: cln5
Product: CLN5 intracellular trafficking protein
Exons: 4
Coding region: 139-1164 (341 amino acids)
Biological process (GO): lysosome organization
Cellular component (GO): lysosome; lysosomal membrane
Molecular function (GO): hydrolase activity, acting on glycosyl bonds
Source: RefSeq, a predicted model, not a curated record
GCUCCGUGCAGCCCAACGAGGAAGUGCCUGCAAACUGUUUUGCUGGGUCUCCGGGCUGCUGUUGGCUUCUGCCACACACAGCCCCCAUUAGCCAGCACAGGGUGAAGCUCGGCGGCUGGCCCGGGUAUCUGAGACUCCAUGUCCGCUGGCCUUAAGUUGGAUCUGCGGAUGGAAGACAGGAUGUUUAUCUUGUCUUUAGCCAUUUUGAUCACAUCGCUGGAGUUUACACAUGGCGAUCGUACGGCGGGAGAGCAGGAAUGGCCGGUGCCUUACAGGCGAUUUGAUCACCGUCCAGUAGUCGAUCCUUACUGCCAGGCUUUGUACCCGUUUUGCCCAACUGGAGACCGGGACGGUCGUAUUCCCCCUAUGAGGGAUUCGGAUAUAAUCGACAUAUUCCGACUUCAAGCUCCAGUGUGGGAGUUUAAAUACGGGGACCUCUUAGGAAAAUUUAGUAUUAUGCACGAUGCGAUUGGAUUCAGAAGCCAUGACAAGGAGAAAAACUACACGAUGGAGUGGUACGAGCUGUUUCAGUUGGGGAAUUGUACUUUCCCACACAUAAGACCGGAGCUUAGCGCCCCCUUCUGGUGUAACCAAGGAGCCGCCUGCUUCUUUGAGGGCAUUGACGACCUGCACUGGAUGCAGAAUGGGACGCUGGAGAAAGUGGGACAAAUGUCAGGUGGACAGUUCAAUGAUAUGGCUGAAUGGGUCAAGAAGGACAAUAAUACUGGGAUAUUCUACGAGACCUGGACUGUCCAGGCUGAGCCCAGUCCCAACUCCAAUGUGUGGUUUGAGUCCUAUGAUUGCUCUCAGUUUGUGCACCGCGUCUACAGGAAAUUGGCCCAGAUGGGUGUGAAGCUGUCUAGCGCCACCCAGACCAAUUAUACCAGGAUUUUUCUGUACAGCGGGGAGCCGACCUUUCUCGGAAAUGACAGUACAAUUUUUGGCAAUUCCUCCAAGGAAGGUCUGGCCGCAAGUAUCAGAAAGUUCUACUAUUUCUUUCGUCCACACCAGUCAUUCAAAGAAUUCAUCCUCAGUUUCUUUGAGCUUGUCGAAAAGGUUCUGUUGGAAAAGACCUUCUACUUGUUCUACAACUUUGAGUACUGGUACCUUCCAAUGAAGCCACCCUACAUCCACAUAACCUACGAAGAAGUUCCUCUGCCUUGAUGACCUUCUUGGACAAGACGUUUAAUGGCACUGUUUUUAUAAUGGGGGGCGCGGCCCUUAUGGAAGCCUGACUUUGAAAAGUAUUGAAUGUUCUUAAUGAAAAUCAGUUCAUUUUGUGUGAUUGGUUGCUAUAUAACGGUGAGAUUAGUGGUGGUGUUCACUAAUAUGUAACAAAAGUAAUUUUCUUACCAAAAUGUAUUUUAUUAGAAUAUGAGAAAUCAGAGUAUUUCUUCAAAUGUAUACAUUUGGAAUAUUUAUUAAAUUCAUUUUUUACUAA